Solanum verrucosum is the source of this 819-nucleotide messenger RNA. RefSeq names its product ras-related protein RABA2b-like. Gene Ontology annotation, cellular component: endosome. The record is from RefSeq and is a predicted model, not a curated record. The transcript has 2 exons. Gene Ontology annotation, molecular function: GTP binding; GTPase activity. The coding region runs from base 69 to 713 and encodes 214 amino acids. Lineage: Eukaryota; Viridiplantae; Streptophyta; Magnoliopsida; Solanales; Solanaceae.
UUUUUUGAGAGGGUGAUGAGUUUUUUCUUUCAUAGGUGAAUGUGGUGGCUAGCUAGAGGGAAGUAGAAAUGGCUUACAAGGUGGAUCAUGAGUAUGAUUAUUUAUUCAAGAUUGUUUUGAUUGGAGAUUCAGGUGUCGGAAAAUCUAACAUUCUCUCCAGAUUUACGCGAAAUGAAUUCUGUUUGGAGUCUAAAUCCACCAUUGGUGUCGAAUUUGCAACUAGGACCCUUCAGGUAGAAGGAAAGACAGUAAAGGCACAAAUAUGGGACACUGCAGGGCAAGAAAGGUACAGAGCCAUAACGAGUGCUUAUUACAGAGGAGCCGUGGGAGCACUCUUGGUUUAUGACAUAACCAAGAGACAAACUUUUGAAAAUGUGCACAGAUGGCUGCGUGAGCUGAGUGACCAUGCUGACUCCAACAUUGUCAUCAUGAUGGCUGGAAACAAGUCUGAUCUGAACCAUCUUCGAGCAAUUCCAGAUCAAGAUGCAAGACUCUUGGCUGAGAAAGAAGGAUUGUCAUUUCUUGAAACCUCUGCAUUGGAAGCUUUAAACGUUGAGAAGGCGUUUCAAACAAUUUUGUUGGAUAUUUAUCAGAUAAUCAGCAGAAAAGCUUUAGCAGCUCAAGAAGCUGGUGCUACUCCUGGUCAAGGAACUGUUAUUAAGGUUGGAGACAAUUCUGGCAAUUCCAAUCCCAGACCAUGUUGUUCCAACUAAAAAAAUGUGGGGCUACUUUUUUUGUUCUUGUAAUAUGUAAGAGUAGAUUUAUAUGUGUGAGUUAUGUGGGUAAGUUUUGAAUUGAGGAAUGACAGAUAGGAAUCUU